Momordica charantia (bitter melon) is the source of this 4458-nucleotide messenger RNA. Lineage: Eukaryota; Viridiplantae; Streptophyta; Magnoliopsida; Cucurbitales; Cucurbitaceae. The record is from RefSeq and is a predicted model, not a curated record.
UUGCCGGCAUUUUAUGUUCUACUUUCAGUUAUUUGAUGUAUCACCGGGGCAGCUAUUUGUCUGUCUCGAAUUUCUGAGCUGAAUAAAAACCCUAAAUAUUUAUCGGUGGACCAAUUCGCGUGCUUCGCCGCUUCCGCUGCUCGUAGAGUUUUCAGAUGCUAUAAUGGACGAGGAGCAUCAUCAGAAGAAUGAUUCUAGUAUCAUCUUGAGGACUACAGUCCCAUUCAUUGAGAUUGACUCUCUAUUUAUAGAUCUUUCGAGUUGUAUUGAUAAACCUGAUGCUGGAAACUGUGAUCAUUUCUCCAUACGUGGAUAUGCAUCUCAAAUGCGUGAGAAAGAUUGGAAAAAAUGCUGUCCAUUUGAUUUGGAUGGCGACUAUGAAUCUGAAGAGACAAUAUCCUUGCUUCCACCUUUUCAUGUUCCGCAGUUCAGGUGGUGGCGAUGUCAAAAUUGCAGGAAGGAGAAUCCUGCAGGUUUUGAGCAAUCUUCAAGUCUAGAUAUGCCUGAAGGAAGAUUGGCAGUGGUUAAUACAUCUACGAACUUGUGCAACCUCAAUCAUCCUCCGUCAUUCAGUGUUGAGAAAGAAAAGAAAGCCAAAGGAGAUGAGGUUGACUCUAGAAGGAUCUUGAAUUCAGAAAUCCCCAUAUCAACUAGUCUCGUGCCAGAAGUGAAGCCAACUCUUAUGUUAGAACAAAACAAAAGUGAUUCAGUAACUCUUAAUUCAGAACAUAGAGAAUCCGUUGAAAACUGCAAGCUACUCUGUGGGAAUGAAGUAGCUGAGGUUGAGCUUGGUCUUCGAAAUCUCAAAGUGAUUGAUGAAAAUACUGAAGUCUUCGAAGAAGAAAAACAAACCUCUGCACAUAAUGAGGAAACUGAGAUAAAUUUUUCGCCAUCCGGUGUCAAGGUAAUUAAUCAGCCAUGUAAUGGUGAGAGUGAUCCUACAAAUGCAUAUCCUGCAGAACUUGAUGAGGGUAAUGCCACAGCAUUUGAGCAUACUGAAAUUUCAGUAGAAAAUGAUAAACAAGAUCAUCAAACAGACAAGGCAGGAAGUUUGCAUCGUCGAAAGGCUCGUAAGGUGCGCCUGCUGACUGAGUUGCUGAAUGAGAAUGAAAGUAUAAAGACUAAUCAUAUUGAGACAGAAGAAUCUCCAUCCCAUGGGACUCCAGAAAAAUCUGAAGGGUUAAAAGAGCUCUCUGUUCCUCAAUCUCCAGUGGCUGCCAAAAGAAAUAUUAGGUGUUCAGGCCAGAAUUUGAAAAGCAAGUUGCCAGUGGAUGAAGAUUGCCUGGCUGCAGAGGCUUCCUCUUCAUACUAUAUGGACAGCAAGAUCCACGCAUUGAAGGGAGGUGUGGAAACAACAGAUGCCUUUCAUGCUAAUGAAUCUGAAUUAAUUGGAACAGGCUUACGAACUAAGAAGAGUCUCUUGAACAAGUGUAGGAAUGAUGUGACAUCUACUCAUGGUAAGAAGAAGAAUAAAAAGAUCCAACUUGAUUCAUGCUCUCCUCUUAAUAUUCCACCAGGGAGUGGUGACAAUAUGUCUGAAAUUUCUCUUAAACACAACGAGUUUUCAGGCAGUGCAAUGGAUCCAUUUCUUUUAUUUGGUUCAAGAAUUGAGCCAAUUUCUAGUUUGUCAAAGAGGAAAAGCAAGAUGCCUGUAAUUGAUGAUGGGCGGGGUUUUACUUCGAACCAUGGCAUGCCAAGAAGAGAUUCAGUCUCAAAAGAAGUGGAGGUCAGGAAAAAUGAACCUGUGCCUGUUCCUUGUCAAUCAGUGCCAGAUGAAUCUAGUCGAGGAUUGCAUCUUUCUCUCACUAGCUAUUUAACCACAAUAAGAAAUGAUGAAAAAUCUAUUUUUGAGACUGAGGAUAGCUCACGUUGCUUGUUCUCUUGGCAAGGAAGUACAUCCACAACAAGCAUUGUUAGGAACAAAGAUGGCAAAGCCAAGAAACAUAAAGACCCAAAUGUUUCUUUUAAUUAUUCAGAUAAUUUUUCUGGGCAAGGAGCGCAUUAUGGAGUCAAUAGUAAGAUGACCACCUGCAGAAUGCCUUUCCCAAAUGGGAAGCAAAACUCAAAGUCUCAAGUUGAAGAUGAUAGCUGGUCUCAGUUGCAGGCAAUGGAUAAUUCUGGUGUAAACAAAGUUGAAAAGAGUAUUGCAGUUCAGGAGCACUUGGCAGCUCAGAUGAAACAGAGUGAGCGUCGGGUUGGUAAGAUAUCUGAGCAAAGAGCUUUAGAUGACAUUCCAAUGGAAAUUGUUGAGCUCAUGGCCAAAAAUCAGUAUGAAAGGUGUCUUGAUAAUACUGGAAAUAAUAAAUCCCUAUCAAAGACAAGUUCAAAGAAAUCUCAAAUUAUGAAUUUCAGUAAUGCAUGGGGCAACAGUGGCUCGUUGCAGGAGAAAAUCAGUCAUAAGUGGAAACCCCAGGUUAGGAAUGGGAGAAAUAACAUACAUACAGCAGGAGAUAAUGUGGGAUACGGCAAACAAAGUUCAGGUAAUUACUUUUCUCACACUGAGAGAGGACAUUUUAAUACGAACCACCUACAUCAAACUCUUAUUCCUCCAGAAUAUGCUGCAUUUGUCCAUUCUCAAAAUAAGUCAUCAAAUGCAAUAAAAUUUUUGGCAAGCAGUACUAGUGAGAAUGCGUGUCCUCAAUAUAGCAAAUAUACCGGAGGUCUGGUAGAUAAGGAGUCCUCUCAUUCUAGGGUGCAAUCUUUUGGUGGAUAUAACACACACCGGCCUGUUUCACAAAACAAUGUAGACGCAGCUCAUCUAUGGCCAGAAGCCCUACCAAAUCACCAUUCAUAUGUAUCUACCACUCAUAAAAAGGUUGCAUCUCAAUCGACCAGUGUAAAUGUUUGUACAAACUAUCCUGAAUCAAGUAGCAAAGGGGCUAUGAAUAGAGAGCAUAAUAUAAAAUUUUUUAAUCCGAAAGUUACCAACCUUGAAAAAGAUGGUGGUAAUUAUAGUUUUGAAAAUUUUAGCAGGACCAGUGCAAAACACCCAUUUCCUUGCCAUUCUAAUGGCAUUGAGCUUCCCCGAAACCUGAUGGGGUCAUUGGAUUUGUAUUCUAACGAAACCAUACCAGCAAUGCAUUUACUCAGCCUUAUGGAUGCAGGAAUGCAGCGCAGUGAAACACAUGAUAACCCAAAAUUUCCCAAGAAACCUUUUCCCCGUGAUCUAAAAGCUAAGGAUAUUUCUAGGCUGGAUACUGGUUUGGAUAAGACCUUUGAUACCAUAAAUUGUUCAUCUGAUUAUUAUGGUGAUAUCCACCCAUCAAAGAAGUCUCACGAUUGUUUCCAUGCUGCUUCAGUGAGCGGUGCAUCAGUUCCUCCUUCCAUAGGAAAUGAGAGUUGUGAAAUAGUUGCUGAUUUAACAGGUAAAGUUCCAUUGCAGUGUAAACAGAGAGGGACAACCAAGAACUCCACUUCAGCAUGGAACAGAUCUGUUGGUGCUUCUAGAGUUAAAAAAUCACAGAGGAGUGUAUUUACAAGUGGUAGUCUAGGCUCCAGUGAAGGAGUUUUCCCCUUUCAUAGCUUGCAGAAGAAAUCUGGCGGUGCAUCUAGUUCUUUGGUGGCUAUGUCUGGAUAUCAGAGAGUGGAAAAUCCCGUGGAAUGUAUAAAGGAGCGCCAUGGUACCAAAAGAAUGUUGGAGCACUCUAAAGUCAGUUCUGAGUUUGGAAUCUGCAGCAUUAAUAAAAAUCCUGCUGAGUUUAGCAUACCAGAAGCAGGCAAUGUGUACAUGAUAGGAGCUGAAGAUCUAAAGUUUUCAAAAAGGAUUUCUCCUGAAAAAGUAUCUGGCUUGAUUAAUACGGAUGGGCGCAAACGAAAGAGGAAUGUAAAGCAUGAUGUCAUAAAACAACAUGCAAUACGGUAGAAUAUGUGAGAUCGUGACCAUCAAGAAAACUGCGCAGCAGGGUUGUAAGUGGUUCCUUUUCAUUAUUUGGGAACUUCAAAUGUCUUGCUGGUUAAAUUAUUGUUCAACAAUGUAGAAAAUAUCAGAUAUAAACUGCCGUUACACCCAAGGAUAUGUAUGGCUUGGGGAAACUUCCCUCCAUUUAUGGCAAUCUCCAACAAAGGCUGGCUGCGGAUGUCAUGUUCGGUAUAAGUGAAGGCCUGUACAUAAAACUACAUGAAUCUCGAGAUUCAUCAGUACAUUUAUUGUAUAUGCAAUUUUGGUUUGAUGUUGUACUUUGUUAUACUUCACAAGGUUAUGUAUAUACGCUGAGUUCUUCUCUUUGGUUUUGGGAAGAGGGUAAGUUACGUCAGUUUCAUGCACUUGAUCAGGUAGCAGUGUGAGAAGGAAUAACAGAGAAUCAGCGAGAUAUUUCUCGAUCCCGAGGCUUCAUUGUUAGAUUAUUCGUGUUGGGAAUACUAAUUUGUAGCUUUAGUGUGAACUAUAUGUUGUACUGUGACGUUGUGCGAGUGAGAUUGAAAUAAGAGGAAAAAAACUACUUGUUCUCUCUGUAGAAA